GCUCGGCCAGGCGCGCGCAGGCGGACCGACGAGCCGGCAACGCAAGGGCUCGGCUCCGGGUCGCGGUCCAGGUGGGCGCCUGCGGUCCCGGGGAGGGGGCUCCUGCCAAGUGAGUGCGGACUUCUGGAUCCGGACAGGGGCCUGGGAGACCGGAGGGCAUCCUGGCAGCCGAUCCCCUCGCCCGGCACGUCGAGGGGACCUACGACUUGGGCAUGAGACACCGGCCCCUUCCCCAUUUCCUGUGAUCACACCAACGCCCAGGGUUACUGUGGGAAUGCCUGUCCAUCACCAGAAAUCAGACUCUUGGGAAAUGGACCCUGACUUGUUGCCCAGCUGCAGGCUCAGGGACCUGAGCAGAGGGAGCAGCCUGGAGAGUCGAACCAGCAGCUCGCGUUCCAGGAGCCUCACUCUGGAUGAUGAGAGCCUGAAGUAUCUCACACAUGAGGAAAAGGACGUCCUCCUGUUUUUUGAAGAGACGAUUGAUUCCCUGGAAGAUGACUUUGAGGAUCAGGUCCUGAGUGACGGUGAUGCCCAGGGCCACUCUCCACAGCCUCUGGAAGAGAGCACUUCCGGUCACUCCGAGCCAGAGGAUGUCGUGGACUUGGUGCAGCCAGGACCUGCAGCCGAGGGACCCGAAAGCCUUCAGGAUGUGACGGAGGCAGCAGGGGCUGGCCCUGUUGGAAAGGAAGACAUCCCUGCCCUUGGAUGCAGGGAACAGGAUGCUGAGAAGUCUCCCCCACCAGACCCCCCAGGUCCCGAGGCCUUCCCCCUGCCGCCCUCCCCACCUGUCCCCGCAGCCCCAGCCCACCCCAGGAGAGAGCCGGCUCCUCCAGCAGAGCACCCAAAACUUCCCCGCUCGGUCCCCACUCCGCUUGUCAUCGCCCAGAAGAUGUCUGAGAAGUCGGCAGGAAACGAGGCGCUUUCACCCACAUCCCCCUCCAGGGAGAGCAGGCCCGGGGAAUGGAGGACACUGACUUCCACAGCCCCUCGGCACGGAGACCACUCCCUGUGGCACAGACACGCGGCCCAGACGGCGCCCAAGAUCCACCGCUUCCCGAGCAACAUCAGUGUGACCAACAGCGCCGGGAAGGACUUCAAUAAGACCAUCUCCAAGGCUGCGGUCAACGUGCAGGAGCGCAAAGCCCAGGUCCUGGCCAACAUCAAUGGGGCCUCUUUCCUCUCCACGGGGGAGAUGGAGGACCGGGCCCAGAGGGGCGACCUCGUCGAGCAGAGAAGCAUCUCUCCAGAGCAGAGCCAGGCAGGCCCUAUCCAGGAAGCCGUCCCCAUGCGGGGCGGGGCCCACGGCGGCCAGCAGUCCAGAGGCGUGCAGACGGAACAGUCCCUGCCGCUGGCCAACGGCUUCCAGAGCAUCCACGAGGUCCUCAAGAGCCAGCCCGGUCCCUUUGUCUCCACGGGGAAGACAGUCACCUUCCGUCCGGACCCGGCUCUCCCCAGCAAACUUGCGCCCCGGCAGCCAGACUGCGGCCAGGAUGCGAGGAAGCGGUCGGGCUCGCUUCCCAGGGCUGUGGGGUUCAGACCCCAGGGCAUCACUGUCCAGUUCUCGGGCCGGGGCUCCACGGAGGAGGCUCGUCGGGAGGCCCUGCGGAAGCUCGGCCUCCUGAAGGAGAACUUGUGAUGGAGAGUGAGCAAGGGGGCAGGGUUGCCAGGUCCGUUGGGCCAAUGAUGGAUGUGCACUUGCGUGCAGUGCAGCCGCAAAGCCCUGACUGCGGGACUGGGUGGAGGGCUGGAGAUGCUGUAGCCUGGCUGCCCGGCUCCCUUCCGCAUCUGGGCUGGGGCAUCCUUCUGUACCAGAGGGUUCCGCACCAUAACUUGUCUUCCUUUUCCAAAAGUUCGGAGAAUAACCUUGAAAACCUAUAGGUUUCUGUGAUUCGUGAAUGCCAUGGUUCUUAGAUCUCCAUGAGGAGGGGGGCUGGGUCUGAUUUUUUUGUUACUGAGUCUUUAACCUUUUAUCCCGAGAGCAUGACAGGAACAGCAGUUUAGAUCUCUUAUACUCGAUUCUCUGAAAAAGGGAGCCUCUGCUCCUCUCCAAGAAAAAUAAAGAAGAAAUGCUUGUUCAGUUUUCAUAGUGUCUUAAAAUACUUUUUUGGUUUUCUGGUUUGUGUUUGAAGGGUGAAAGAUUGUAUGUUAGGCUGAGAUAUGCCUUUGUUUCUUCAUAUAAUUUGGUUUGCCCAGUUGUCUUUUUUUUAAUUGAAAAUGUAAACCUUUGGAGUAUGAUUUACUGUAGUUUUGAGUUAUGGGAGUGGAAUAGAAAAGUUGAGUUUGGAAAAGGUGGUAGUUUUAAGAAAGUAAGUCUCAGGCUACAAGGUCUGUGUUACUGGGAGCUACGUGUAUGGGCGGGCGCGGUGUAUAUACAUGUAUAUGAUAUGUGUUCAUAGAUACAUAUAUGCUAUCAUACAGAUACAGGUGGUGUGAUGCACACACAUUAUUACAUCUCUAUAAACUUCUUAAAAUCCUAUUACAUAACUACAGGAUGCAGGCACUUCUUAGUCUUCUGACGGACAUGCCAUCUCAGCGUCGAGAUGACGACACGGAAAUUGUUACUUCCAAAUAAGGACGUCUUUUAAGGACACAUUUCCAUAACAUUCCGGUGAACCAAAGUGCUUUUUCCUCAACAAUGUGUUUUGUUCCCAGUUAAAUAGGCCAAAGAAGCUUCCAAAGAAGCAAGGGGAAGUUCCUUUCUUAGUGAGGUACACGUUUAAAGAUUUCGUACGUCACCUGAUUUUAACCUAAUUUUAAUUUAUCACCUAAUUUUAGUUUUGCAUGUUCCGAGGUGGUUGGUAAAGAAGGAAACGAAAGAGCCUCAACGUCCCCCGUGUUCCGUGGGCAGGACCUUAGGAUUAAUUUAAAAGGGAAAAAAAACAGCAAAUAGGUUACACAGCACAAAAGGAACUGGUCUUCUCCCAGACAAUGUCCUACAUGCGGAGGUGUAGCCGUGAGCAUUAUUAUCCAAACUAUUUCAGGCUGGAGUCCUAAACCUCUAAAAAUAGACCUGGGAAGGGCCACGAUUGAAAGUCACGCCCUUCUGUUGUGUGUCUCAGGCACUGUCACCGAAUCUGUUUUUUUUUCCUGUUGAGUAUCAUUUAAGCUCAACCUUCUAAAUGUGCUGUGAAGAACAAUUUUCAUAGUAUUCAGUUUGCCUUGUAAGUUCCAUAAAAUGAUUGUAAUGUUCUUGUUAGAACAACAGUAUUUUGCCCAGUCCUUGUCCUCCUGAAAUAAUCUCAUAGAUUCUUGAUGGUCUUAAUUUAAAUAGGUGCUUUGAUUUUAGAUUUGAUUUUUUUUAUUUUAAAAAUAGUUUUUAUUUGAUUCCUGUUUAUGUUGGAUUUGUUUAAAGGAUUCCUGGGGGCUGUGAAAUUCCUUUUUACAGAGCGAGAUGCCAUGUUACACAGUGUUUAAAAAUAGAGGGUCUUGAUAUGGCUAUCGUUUUAAACAUCCCUCGUAUUUGAGGAUUAUUUCCUUCUGUCUUAUCCUCUGACUUCAUUGUGAUUAAGGUGAACUUGACUAUAUGUUAGUAUGUUUGUUCCCAUAAAUGACAUUUUUGAAAAAUAAAUUUAGAGGUCUGUUUUAACUAAA
Messenger RNA from Camelus dromedarius (Arabian camel), 3591 nucleotides. It is a transcript of the gene PROSER2, whose product is annotated as proline and serine rich 2. Bases 275 to 1636 code for a protein of 453 amino acids. Lineage: Eukaryota; Metazoa; Chordata; Mammalia; Artiodactyla; Camelidae. The record is from RefSeq and is a predicted model, not a curated record. The transcript is spliced from 4 exons.